This is a messenger RNA of Cornus florida, 2611 nucleotides long. RefSeq names its product UDP-glucuronate:xylan alpha-glucuronosyltransferase 1-like. Gene Ontology annotation, molecular function: glycosyltransferase activity. The coding region runs from base 136 to 2154 and encodes 672 amino acids. The transcript is spliced from 5 exons. Lineage: Eukaryota; Viridiplantae; Streptophyta; Magnoliopsida; Cornales; Cornaceae. Gene Ontology annotation, biological process: xylan biosynthetic process. The record is from RefSeq and is a predicted model, not a curated record.
CAAACUCAAAGUCGAAAUUAAAUAUUAAAUUGAUUCAUCAAAAUAGGAAAGAAAAUAACUGCUUAUACAGUGAAAAGAUAAUAAAACAAAGAGAAUUCAAACUGACGUUACUUUCUCUAUAUUGUCUACCCUUCCAUGCUCAGCUUCUCUCUAUCCGCCUUCUUCUCCACCAUUAACACAAAGCUCCAAAAAUUUCUGCAACAAAGCCCUCUCUCUCUCUGCAUUCAAGAUCAUAUGUUCCCUUCGCUCAGUCCCAUGGAGGCUAGACAAAGAUCAUCUGUGUCAAUUGAAGAGAUGAACAAAAGAAGAUUACCAAGAAGUAAAGUUAAAGAUAUUGAGAAGCCCUUCCACAUCCCCAUUCAAGACAAGAGUGUGAAAUGCAAGUUUCAUCCACUCAAACUUGUCCUGCUCAUCAUUAUAUUCGCUACUUUUGUGACAUUUCUACAAACUCCAUGGAUUUGUCACCACGACCAUAUAGCGCACUCUGUUUCUAGGCCACAUUUUGUGAACAGGUUGAUAUGGGGAGCAACUGAUCUGCGAUAUAUACCACAUUUGGACAUUGAUUGGGAUGAAAUCUCCAAAGUCAUUGAUAAAAUAGAGAACAAGAAUAAAAUUCAUGGAAUUGGUCUUCUGAACUUCAAUAAGAUCGAAAACAAUCACUGGAAACAAGUUCUCCCUAUUGCCAAUCACACUGUUCUGCACCUGGACUACGCCGAACAAAAUGUGACAUGGGAUUCCUUGUACCCGGAAUGGAUUGAUGAAGAACAAGAAGAAGAUGUCCCCAUUUGCCCAUCUCUGCCAAAGCUUGAUGGGGCAAGAAAACGGCUUGAUCUCAUUGCUGUGAAACUUCCUUGUCGAAAUGAGGGGAACUGGUCUAGAGACGUUGCUCGGUUGCACUUGCAGCUUGCAGCUGCUGAGUUAGCAGCCUCUGCCAAAGGCUCUCACCCUGUGCAUUUGCUAUUCGUUACCAAGUGCUUCCCAAUACCGAACCUCUUUACUUGCAAGGAGCUUGUUAAACGUGAAGGCAACGCAUGGUUAUACGAACCAAACUUGAAUGUGUUGAGAGAAAAACUCCAGCUCCCAGUUGGAUCAUGUGAACUUGCUCUUCCACUAAAAGCUGAAGAACCAACUUACUCUGGAAAUGUUCACCGAGAGGCAUAUGCAACGAUCCUGCAUUCCGCUCAUGUAUAUGUUUGUGGAGCCAUAGCUGCAGCCCAAAGCAUCCGCAUGGCAGGAUCUACCCGAGACCUAGUGAUACUUGUUGAUUCGACGAUCAGCACAUAUCACAGGAGUGGACUAGAGGCAGCAGGGUGGAAAAUUCGGACAAUCCAGAGGAUAAGGAAUCCAAAAGCUGAGAAAGAUGCAUACAAUGAAUGGAAUUACAGCAAAUUUCGAUUAUGGCAGCUGACAGAUUAUGACAAGAUCAUUUUCAUUGAUGCUGACAUGCUUAUACUUAGAAACAUAGAUUUCUUAUUUGGGAUGCCAGAAAUUUCAGCCACGGGAAACAAUGGCACACUCUUCAACUCUGGUGUAAUGGUAAUUGAGCCAUCAAAUUGUACAUUCCAGCUUUUGAUGGAUCAUAUCAAUGAGAUUGAGUCUUACAAUGGCGGAGACCAGGGGUACUUGAAUGAAAUCUUUACAUGGUGGCAUCGGAUACCAAAACACAUAAAUUUCUUGAAACAUUUUUGGAUCGGUGAUGAGGAGGCAGUAAAACGAAAGAAAACUUGGCUUUUUGGGGCUGAGCCACCAGUUCUUUAUGUGCUCCACUAUCUAGGAGUGAAGCCAUGGCUGUGCUUCCGGGACUAUGAUUGCAAUUGGAAUAUGGACAUUUUUCAAGAGUUUGCAAGCGACGUUGCUCACAAGAAGUGGUGGAAAGUGCAUGAUGCAAUGCCAGAGCCAUUGCACCAGUUUUGCAUGUUGCAAUCAAAGCAGAAGGCACAAUUGGAAUGGGACCGGAGGGAAGCUGAAAAGGCAAACUACACGGAUGGGCAUUGGAGAAUUAAAGUCCAGGACAGGCGUUUGAAGAAGUGCAUUGACAAUCUGUGCAACUGGAAGAGCAUGUUACGCCACUGGGGUGAGACAAAUUGGACAGACGAUGAAGCUUUUACCCCGACACCACCUGCCAUUACGAUGUCAUCCCUUUCUGGAUUGUGAGUAGCAACUUCUAUUUUUAUUUCACCAUGUUCAGAUUUUUAAGUAAAUGGUACAGACUUACAGAAAUUGGUUCACAUUUACUCUUUCUAUUAUGCAUAAAGGUGUUUUAGACACAAUUAGGAAUUUGAGUACGGUGGAUUUUAUUACCUCUGAUUAUUCUGAGGCUGAUUCAUAAACAGAUUUGAUUGGAAUUUCCAAUCAUCUCACAAGAGAAAAAUCACUUGCUUUUUUCCAUAUUAUGUAUAUUUUGUCUGUUUUGUUUGGGUUACAUUACCAGUUACAAAGGAAAUCUGCUAAAUAGAAUCUGUUUAGGUACAGAAAAUUUAUCUAUGAAGUGAUAAAUUAUUCUAGAAAUGUAGUGUCCUGAUAAGUACCCUUAAUAUUCAAAUGAAUCCUACAUAUAUAAUUGCUGGUUUGCUAGAUUGUUUAUACAGUCAUAAUGUAUUUAUAAAUAUAU